CCUGUGGAUGCAGAUGGGGGAAGAACUAGAAAAAGAGGCUUCUUCUCAACCACAAGUCGUCACAGUGACACCAAACACUUCAUUCAGGGCGUCAUUUAACAGUUCCUGUACAUCAGACAAACUGAUCUCAUUGGAACCGUCGUCCCCCAAGUACUCCCCAGCCAUUGAUGAAAACUGGCCACCGUCCUUGAAUCAGGAUGGAAACUGGUUACCGGCUCCUGUGAUUGACCAGGAAACUGGAGAAAAGUCUUUCAGCGAUGUAGAGGACUCGAUUCUAACCACGUUCAGACGGAAAAAUCCUACAAAGUUUAAAGCGCUGGAGAAGAAGAUGAGGACACCUCUUAAAGAAAAUGUUCAAGAACAAUUCAACCUCUUACGAAACAUACAUAGGAGGAUAGCGGAGGACAUUGAGCAAAGUUCCAUCAUAAUAAAUUACUUGGAAGAUAAGUGUUCCACAGAACCCGCCAAAAAACGUGCAAAGUUAACUACUUUGUAACUGGUGUCUUUAAAAUUUCAACCUCUUUUGAAACAUGUACACAUGAGGAUAUCGGAGGACAUUGAGCAAAGCUCCAUCAUAAUAAAUUACUUGGAAGAUAAGUGUUCCACAGAACGUGCAAAGUCAGAAACUUUAUAACCGGUG
Ostrea edulis (European flat oyster) is the source of this 640-nucleotide messenger RNA. RefSeq lists its product as uncharacterized. Lineage: Eukaryota; Metazoa; Mollusca; Bivalvia; Ostreida; Ostreidae. The record is from RefSeq and is a predicted model, not a curated record. Bases 8 to 496 code for a protein of 162 amino acids. The transcript has 3 exons.